Naumovozyma dairenensis CBS 421 is the source of this 2967-nucleotide messenger RNA. RefSeq names its product Phm7p (gene PHM7). The record is from RefSeq and is a predicted model, not a curated record. Gene Ontology annotation, cellular component: plasma membrane. The transcript has a single exon. The coding region runs from base 1 to 2967 and encodes 988 amino acids. Gene Ontology annotation, molecular function: calcium-activated cation channel activity. NCBI's taxonomy places the organism in Eukaryota, Fungi, Ascomycota, Saccharomycetes, Saccharomycetales, Saccharomycetaceae.
AUGGCUACUGAAGAUACAAGUUCAUCUACUUCAGCCUUCGUUACAUCACUAAUAAUCUAUGGGAUAAUCGCACUAAUAUUCAUCUGGUUAUUCCUCACCUUGAGACCAAGAAAUAGAAGAACCUACGAACCGAGAACUUUAACAGAUAUACAAACAAUAAAAGAAGAAGAAAGAACGGAUGAGGUACCUUCAGGUUAUUUCCAAUGGGUUCCAUUCUUAUUAGGGAAACCACAUUCAUUUUUAAUUCAACAUACUUCAUUAGAUGGUUAUUUAUUCUUACGUUAUAUUGGAAUAUUCGCAACAACUUCUUUAUUACUAUGUUUUAUUUUAUUCCCAAUAUUAUUACCAGUCAAUGCUACCAAUGGUAACAAUUUAAAAGGUUUUGAAUUAUUAUCCUUUGCAAACGUUACCAAUAAAAACAGAUUUUUCGCUCAUGUCUUCUUAUCAUGGAUUGUUUUCGGUUUAAUCACUUAUAUCAUCUAUAAAGAACUUUAUUACUACAUCAUAUUAAGACAAGCAGUUCAAACUUCUCCAUUGUAUGAUGGGCUACUUUCUUCAAGAACAGUCAUGAUCACCGAAUUAGAUCCUUCCAUUGCUCAAGAAGGUGAAUUGGAGAAGAGAUUUUCAAAAGCGGUUAAUAUAAAUUUCGCCCAUGAUUUGUCUCAUUUGGAAAAACACAUCAAUGAAAGAAGGAAAGUUUCCAUGAAAUUGGAAUCUUCUUUAAAUAAAGUCAUUGAUAAAGCAGUAAAACGAUACUACAAAUAUAACGAAAAAAAGCCAGAAAAAUUAUUUGGUCCAGAUAAUAAUAAACCGCAGGCAAAUUUAGAAACAUAUGUUCCUUAUUAUAGCAGACCUUCUCACCGGAUAAAUACAAGAUUCCCAUUCUUCCCUUUUGGUGAAAAAGUUGAUACAAUCCAUCAUUGUACUGAGGAAUUGGCUCAAUUGAAUGAUAAAGUUCAUACGCAACAGAGAAAAUGGGAUAAAAAUGAAAAAUUACCAGCAGCUUUCAUUCAAUUCGAUACUCAGUUAGAAGCUCAAGAAUGUUUCCAAUCCAUUGAAGGUUUGCUAGGUCCCAAAUCAUUUGGAAGAAAAUUAAUUAAUUCUGUUCCAGAAGAUAUUAAUUGGUCAAAUAUGAAGUUAUCAUCUGCUGAAAGAAAAUCUAAAAGAAUUUUAGCGAAUUCUUUAAUGGUUGCAUUAAUCAUAUUCUGGGCUAUCCCAGUCGCAGUGGUAGGUUGUAUUUCAAAUAUAAAUUUCUUAACUGAAAAAGUACCAUUCUUAAAAUUCAUCAACAAUUUACCUAAUUUUUUGAUGGGAUUAAUCACUGGUAUUUUACCAACUUUAAUGUUAGCAGUCUUAAUGUCUUUAUUACCACCAUUCAUCAAAAUGGCAGGUACUUUAAGUGGCUGUUUGACCAAACUGGAGACUGAUCAAUAUUGCCAAAAAUGGUAUUAUGCAUUCCAAGUUAUUCAAGUAUUUAUUGUGACUACAUUGGCUUCUUCCGCUUCUGCAACUGUAGAGGCAAUCAUAAGAGAUCCGAGUUCAGCAAUGACUUUAUUAGCAAAUAAUUUACCAAAGGCAUCCAAUUUCUACAUUGCAUAUUUCCUAUUACAAGGACUAACAGUGCCAUCAGGAUCGUUACUACAGGCUCUUAACUUAGUAUUACAAAAUACAAUGGGAAGGAUUUUAGAUUCUACUCCAAGACAAAAAUGGAAACGUUAUAACACAUUAUCUAAACCUGAUAUGGGGGUAAUUUAUCCAACGAUGGAAAUACUAGUCUGUAUCUAUAUCUCAUAUUCAAUUAUCGCCCCAUUACUUCUAGUCUUCAGUACCAUCGCUUUAUUCCUAAUGUACAUUGCAUACUUGUACAACUUGAAUUUUGUUCUUGGAUUCUCACCAGAUUUUAGAGGUAGAAACUAUCCUCGUGCCCUCUUCCAAGUCUUUGUGGGUAUUUACUUAUCAGAAGUUUGUCUUGUUGGUUUAUUCAUAAUGGCAAAGACAUGGGGACCUUUGGUUUUAGAAUGCUUCUGGAUAGUCGUUACUGCUUUGGCUCAUAUUUAUAUGAAAAGAAAAUUCCUACCAUUAAUUGACGCAGUUCCAUUAAGUGUUAUCCAUUACGCCAGAGGUGAACCAAAUUAUCACUACCCAAGCGAAGAUUUAGGAUUGAAAGAAGUUCAAGAUAUUGGAAAAGUUGCAAAGGAAAAAGUUGAUGCUGGAGAAUUUACUGGUGUCAUUAGACCUGCUACACAUGCUGAUUUAAAGAGAGCUAAUUUAUUACGCGAUGAUGAUCAAGAGGAGAGCUCCUCUACAAAAUCUAGUACCUCCUCGGAUCCAAAUGCAACAAUGAAAAAUUAUAAUCCAUCUGAGUAUACAAGUGGUAGUUCAUCUAAAAAAAUGAGUGUUGGCGGUAAUGACACAUUGAAAUUACAAAAUACCUCUACGUUCGUUGAAGAUGAGGAAGGUAAAUUCAGAAAGUACCAUUAUGAUGAUGUAAAAGGUUUGAAGGAUUUGAAUAGGGGGAAUAAUGAUCGCUCAGCUCCGGAUGGAGUGCUGGCCGUUGCAGAUUACGGUAACAUGUAUGGGGAUGUUGGUGCAGUGAAAAAUGCUCCUGAAGCAUUCCCUCCAAAUAUAACGGAAGAUGUUUCCUUCUUUGGUAGAAUUAGAAAUUUCUUUAAUCCAAAGAAUAGUUACCCAUUUGAAAAAGUUAGAACUAGAUUACCUCACGUUUACAACACUACAGUGGAGUAUGAUCAAGAAUAUUUGACCUCAGCGUAUACAGAUCCGAUUGUCAAUGAAAAAGAUCCAAUUAUUUGGAUAUGCAAGGACCCAAUGGGUGUUUCUAAACAACAAAUUGAAGAAGCCGAAGAUAGCGGUGCUAAAAUAAGCCAUGAUUUCGCAGAAUAUAAUGAGAAAGGUAAAUCAACAUUUACUUUUAACCCACCAGAUUAUGAACCUCCUGUGAAAAAGUAG